Molecule: messenger RNA, 2341 nt
Organism: Ricinus communis (castor bean)
Lineage: Eukaryota; Viridiplantae; Streptophyta; Magnoliopsida; Malpighiales; Euphorbiaceae
Exons: 5
Coding region: 894-2204 (436 amino acids)
Molecular function (GO): DNA-binding transcription factor activity
Source: RefSeq, a predicted model, not a curated record
UGCAUAAUUUAGAGAGAGAAGAUCUGACUUUUUGAGAGAGAAAAUAUGUGGGGGUGAGGGAGGAGGGAGAUCAUGAGAGUUAUUAUAGGAUUUAAAAGAGGAAGUGUGGAGCGAGAAUUUGGCCUAAGAAUGAGACAUAUAUUUUUAAAUUUAUGUUAAUUAUUUAAAAAACCAGAAAAAGAAAAAAAAAACACUUGCUUUAAUAAUCUACACUUAAAAUUAUUUGUUUGGCUCCUAAAGAAUAAAAAUUUUCUGCAUUAUGUCUCUCAGACAAACAAACAGCUAUUGUUUGAGAAAAAUCCGAAAUCUUUUGGGAUUCUUUCUCUCUUUCUCCAUUCAUAUACACAUAUGCUCACUCUCUCCCUCUCCCUCUCCCUCUCCCUCUCUCUCUCUCUCUCUCUCUCUCUCUCUCUUCAAUCUUUUAGCUAAAAGAUUGGCUAUGCUAUUGGGUUCUUGAAAUUCCUCUUAUAGUUUGCUGUUAUAUUCUGUUAGAUUUUGAUUUCAAAUUAUGGUUUCUUGAAAUUUCAAGAUUUGGGUUUGUAUAAAUGUGUGUGUGUCUCUCUCUCUCUCUUUCUCCAUAUCUUCUUAGAAUGCCAAAGUACAAGGGAAAAUGAUUUAGUGCUAGCCAGUUGCAAGGAAAAGUAGAUUUUGAGUGUGCGUCUCUCUCUAAAUUUUUGUGUCUAUGCUUGGAACAUUUUUCAAGUUUCUUAAUAUUCUUAACAAGAAUGGUCAAAGGGGAUCCAAGAAAAUGAUAUAGCAAAUAUAGUUAGCAUGAAAAUCAAGAUUUGAAUCUUUCUUUUAAAUCUUUUCACAUACAUGGGUGUUUCGAAUUCUUAAAAAUUAUUGUAUUUACAGUAUUACAUAAUUUUAUUAGCAGAUGGAAGAUUACAAGAAUGGCUCAAGAAGAAGAGCCCCAAAAGUGUAGCAAUAGUAAUAGUGGUGGUGGUGGUAGUGGUGUUAAUCUUGGAAACUCAGGUAUUAAAUCAUCCAAGAAACAAAAGCAAAAGAAAGUCCCACAAAGAGGACUUGGUGUUGCACAACUAGAAAAGAUCAGAUUAGAAGAGCAAAGAAAGAAAGAUGGUUCUAUGCUUUUGACAUCUAAAACUCCUAUUUCAUCAUCACCACCAAAAACUUCCAUUAAUCAUCACUCUUCAUCAGUGACAACUCCAAAUUAUUAUUAUCAUCAUCAUCCCUCUUAUUCCUCUCCUUCAUCAAUCCCUAAUUACCCUUCUGAUAUCACAUCAUCACCAAAUUCAUCACUUAAGCCUCAAAGUUUUGAUGUUCUUAACUCAAACAUUACUGCUCUUCCAUUAAAUAACCCUUUGGGUUGGCAAUCAGUUUCUGUUCAUCAAGGGCAUGGAAAUGUAACCAAGAUUUGGAAUAGUUCUUCUGAUCAGUACAAUCUUGAAAAUGAGAAUCAUGGGGUUGAUCCUCGAUUAGCUUUCCGAUCGAGUUUGAAUCUGCCUUAUGAAUCCAAUCCCAUUUGGCCUCUGCAGAGUUUGAUAGAAAGAACACAAUAUCAACCUCCUCCUCCUUCAUUGGUGAAUGCCUCAUCAAUAAAUACAGCAGCAUCUCUUUUAAAUUUGCAUAUGGAGCUCCCUUCAAACCAAAACUAUUAUGGCAAUUAUACACCUAUUUGGCCUGAGGAAGAAAAGAUGGUUGGCAUCAAGAGGCCAUAUCCCUUUUCUCAAGACAAUCCUCCUUUUCACUGCAAGAUUCCUACUAUUAUUCACCCCAUUGGCAGAUCAGAUGAUUCAACUUCAUUUGGCAAUGGAAGCAUUUUCAAUCUCACCACUCCUACCAGCCCUAAUUUCAGAGAUGGCACUUUAUGUUCUGAUUCAAUGUCAGAGCCUAAGCCUAACUCAAAGAAAAAUAAUACAGAAAAUGAGGAUUUCAAUGGAGAUUUUCUCACACUAGCCCCACCUGUAACUACUUUGUCUUGCCCAAAUUCUAAGUUGGAGAGAUCUUCACCGGCUCAUCUUACUUACCAAAAUGAAACCACUUUUGAUUUUGAUUCAUUACCUUACCAGGGUAUCAUUGAAAAUCCAAUGCUUCAGCCAGGAGCAAGUGCAACAAAUCAAUUGCAGCCUUACUAUAGCUUUCUGCCACCAGCAAUAUUGCAAAUUGGCCAAGCAACAAGAACUAUUAACAAUUAUAAUGGUGGUGAAGUAAGAGAAAAUAUUGAUCUCAGUUUGAAGUUGUAAAUCACAACAGUAGCAAAUUUGUUUUUUUUUUUUUUUCUUUUUGGUUACCCAAUUCUCCUUUAUAUGGUGUAUCAUUGGCAGGCCAAUUGUUUCUCUAAGAAAAGAUGACCUCAAUGGAAAUUUUUAUCUUUUUCUUA